CUUAAGCAGAAUGUCUUCUGCACAUUUCGCCAAUCUCUCGGCCGCUCCAAUGCAAUCCAGGAGCGCUCCACUUCCAGAUUGGAUGCGAGUCGCUCCAUGGACCGCUACUUGCUCAAUUGUGUCGAGCUUAGGUCAGUGCGAAAACAAUAAGACCUCAAGCGAAGCGCAGACGCCGACCUCCGGUUGCACGCACGUACGUUGCACGCGCUCUUCAUUCAGCAGGCGCUAUAAAUGCUCGACCCAGUGCAUGUCCAUAAAAUCAAUCUCAUCGAGGUGUUGUUAGAGGAUGCGGAGCUCCACUGCCCGCCGGGGCGCUGCGUGGAGCCACCGCCCGAGGAUGAGGUCCUGGACUGGCCUGAAGACCGCAUCCGGGCCUACUUUGCACAGCAGCUGGCAGCGCUGAGCCUGGGGCCCUCGCUGCCCGGCCCGGCCGGCUCGCUGCCCUCCGAGCUCCCCUGCCAGGCGGUGCUGCCGGCACGCGCCAUCAGCGCUGACGGCGGCCCCGAACGCCACAGCGGCGGCACAGAGCUGCCCUCAGCAGCAGCCCCGCGUCCUGCCAGUGGUGCCGCUGAGACCGCUGAGACCGCUGAGGCCGCUGAGACCGUGGAGACCGCUGAAACCGCGGAGACCGCUGCUGCGGAGGCAACGUCCUCAGUCCGAGUGCCGGCGCCAGCAUCAGCCGCUGCAACAGGCCCGGCGGUCGAGACUGGUGACCACACGGGCGCCAGCAGCAGCUGUGGCUGCGGCGGUGAGGCCGAUGGCAGGGACGCGGCGCAGGACUUCGCCGAGGCUACUAGCGCCACCACUUCGACGGAGGGUGGCAGCGGCGGCAGCGGUAGCAGCAGCGGCAGUGGCGGCAGCAGCGGCGCAGCGCAGCUGACAGAGACUGAGUGGCAGCAGCUGUUCCAGCGCUGGUUUCCGGGACUUCCAGCCAGCGGCACCGCAACGGCCUCGCCAAGGAUGCGAGUGCUUGCGUUUCAUAGCUCCGGCAACGCGGAAGACAUGUGGACUUCCGAGGGCACGGGUGCGCGCCGAGCCAAGAGCCCACUCCUGGAGUGGUGUCGGGGUCGCGAUGUGGAGCUGCUGGCGGUGCAGCUGCCUGGGCGGGCUGCGCGGCUGCGGGAGCCGUUCCUGGACAGUGCGCAGGACUUCGCUGCCCAGCUGCUCCCGGUGCUGGCGCCGCUGCUGGCGCAGCGGAAUGUGCCGUACGCCCUGGUGUCCCACUCGCUGGGCUGCUGGCUGGCCUUUGAGCUGCUGCGGGCGGCGCGCGCCGCCAGGCUGCCGGCCCCCGCCGCCUGGUGCCUGUCCGCCAUGCCGGCGCCCGACCUGCCGGAGGCCCAGCGGCCGUGGCGCCAGCAGCGCAGCCUGGGAACCGCUGACUUCCAGGAGGAGGUGCGUGGCUGGGACGUGAACGAGGUGGUGUUCUCGCCGGACAUGUGGCAGAUGUACGAGCCCAUCCUGCGCGCCGACUUCAAGUUGUUUGAUGAAUACCAGAUGCUGCCCAGCGGCAGCAGCCCGGUGGCGGUCGGGCGCACGGGCGGAGCGUUACAUGACGUUGCGGUCUUUGACGACCUGCCCAUCACUGCCUUCUACGGCACACGCGACCGGCGGGUGACGCCGGCGCUGAUGGAGGGGUGGCAGCGCUUCACGACGGGGCCCUUUCAGCUGCUAGCAGUGCCAGGCAACCACCUGUGGCCCCUGAACGACCGGGACUCCAAGGCCGCGUGGCUUGCGUGCGUGGUGGCAGCGCUGCAGGACGUCGCGGAGGACACGGGGCUGUCGCGUGUGGGCGCGUAGCGGGGGACCUCAUGCAGAGGGCCUCCGGCGAUUGCAGCACACUAGGGCAACUGGGCAAGCAGCGCACGUGCCUGUGGCGUUAGUCCAGCAAGGCUUGUUCUCUUUGAGCCCGUCUGGGACAUCGCCGCUGAGUGGUAACGCUGGUUGGAGGUGUGUGUCUGAGGGGGAGGGGUUGGGGUGUUGUUGGUGGGGGUUAACGUGGCGGCCGCAGCGAGGGGCUGAAGCCACACGGCGUGGACGCAGGGUCGGGCAGGCCAACUUCGCUGGGCCGCCAAGCGUGGGUGAUGUCGUCGAGCAGCAUGCCGGCAAUUAUGUCCUAGUAAUCUGUUUCUGUCUGUUUCAUGCGUGGUGCCGGUGCGCCGGUUGCAUAACUGGUGGCCGCCGGCCCGCGCUGGCUGACAAAGGGUUGGGAAGGGUGGGUCUGGUCGCUGAUUUGAUAGCUCUAGGUUCACACAGCUGCAGACCAUUUGACAUUUUCGAAACGAAAUGAUGUCGGGGGCGAGGUGUGGCCAGGCUGGCGUCGACCUUGGACUCGAGGAGCGAGGUUAUAUUUCCACUCUCGUUCGCCGGUUCGCGUUAGCUGACCUGAGUUGAUGCUCCGCAUAUUAUAUUAUUUAGAAACUGGUGGAAGGCAGCGAGGCCGGCGGUCCCACACCUGCCGGCGCCGGCGCCGUUAACCAGUAAGUUUUGAUGUUUUGUGUAUGCAUAACCCCUGAGCAUGUAAGCAGCCUCAUUG
Molecule: messenger RNA, 2533 nt
Organism: Chlamydomonas reinhardtii
Lineage: Eukaryota; Viridiplantae; Chlorophyta; Chlorophyceae; Chlamydomonadales; Chlamydomonadaceae
Exons: 10
Coding region: 232-1797 (521 amino acids)
Biological process (GO): lipid biosynthetic process
Source: RefSeq, a predicted model, not a curated record